AUGCCGAACCCUGAUCGCGUCACCGCAGACGGCCUAGAAUGGGAAUGCCCCCCCCUCAUUGUCUUUAUUGACGACGUCUCUGGGAAUAGCUCCAAACAAUGGAAUGUACACUACUCGUGCUAUAUGUCGAAUGCCGGAUUGCCUCGCGCGCAAAUUGAGAAGUCCCGGAAUAUACAAUUCAUCUCGACGUCUCCGAGUGCCUCGCCGAUGGAAAUUAUUGAGGCUGUCUGUAAUGACAUCCGACAGACUUGGGGAACCUCUCCGCUCAAAGUGUGGGACGUCCAUAGACGGCGUCAUAUCCUUGUUCGGCUCUGGCUGCUUUUUUUGCCGGGAGACAACCCUAUGCAGGCCGAACUCUGUAGCCAUAUUGGACUCAAAGGUAACCACUUCUGCCGUUGCUGCCAUGUCGGUGGGGAUCAGAAAUAUAAGCAGUCCAAUGAAGGGUUCGCUUCGCUGCUCAAGCUCAGCCGAGAACGCUCUCCAGGAGAGACACGAGGGGCUAUUAUGGCGCAACUGAUUCAGGCGACGCAUGCCGCCGCGGAGAAGCCUCUCAAAGAGGCAAUCACGUCAAGUGGCGCAAAAGAUUCACUCGCUCUUCCCAUGAUCAAUCGACUGAUCGCGCUUGGGAAGAUCCUCCGAAGGUCGACACCUGAACGCAAGGCACUGACCCCGGAAGACGUCAACCGGGAGCUUUCAGCAGAAUUAUUGAGACACGAAGGGGUGACACUCAUGAAUCCCCUACUAGACAUGGAAGGUGUCAAUGUACAUCGAGACACGCCUGUUGAACCACUGCAUACUCACCUCCUCGGUGUCGUGAAGUACUUCUGGGCGCAGACAAUGUGGGUGCUUGAGAAACAGGGGAAGCUCGAGGUGUUUCAGGCACGCCUCAAUUCUCUGGGGAAGUCAGGGCUUAAUAUCCCGACUAUCCAAGCUGAUUACAUGUGUCGCUAUCGGGGCGCGCUUAUAGGGAAGCACUUCAAAACCAUCAGUCAGAUCAUGGUGUUCGCUAUUUGCAACUUAGUAGAUGAAUCACUCCAAAACGCUUGGUUUUCUGUCGGGCGUUUGACUGUGCUUCUAUGGGAGACGGAGAUCAUCAUCAUGGCGGACUAUCUGAAGGACCUUCGUGCGGUGAUCAAUGACAUCCUCGAUCAUGCAGCAUCCCUGAGCCCAGGGCUUCUCACCGAGAAGAAUAAACUUCACAUCCUUCUCCACAUUCCAGACCAUAUCGAGCGACACGGUCCAGCGCUUCUAUUCUCCACUGAGCGUUAUGAGUCGUUCAAUCAUAUUUUCCGUCUCUCUUCUAUCCAUAGCAACCGGCAGGCCCCAAGUCGCGACAUUGCCGCUUCGUUCGCCAACCAGGAUCGAUGUCGCCACAUGAUGACCGGCGGAUACUGGCUUGACAAGACAUCCGGUCGGUGGGUUUGUGCCAGUCCUGCCGUGCUCGAUCAUGUCCGCUCGCAUUCCAUCGACGCUCGACUACUCGGAGUGGCCCAUGUCUCUGCCCCCAUCCCUGGUAAAAUGAUGCUCACUCCACUGCCCUCCCGCACCACUACCACUCCUGCCAUUCCAAAUACCCUACAAACGCGUCCACUGACCUCUGCGCCAUCAUCCUCUGCCUCGCGACCUGUUCUAACCUGGAUAGACACUCACUCGUCCCAACUGGUGCCAACGCUAUGCCCACCUGGUUUCUCUGAUGGCCACUGGCACUCCGCCGCAGAUGUCCUCGCGCUGAAUGGUGACCAGGCCAUCAUUGGUGCCGAGGUCAUCGUGUCACUCCCAACUGACAUUCCUACGACACGAACACGGCUGGCCUUCGCCUCCAUCAUCGAGUUACUGAAGACCGCAGACCCCCUCCUACCGGACACGUCGCUAAUCACCGUCAGGGAGUCUACGCUCCAGGAAUGCCUCCAUCCUACGCUACACAUGCCGGUGCUCAGUCGAACAGGACAAUUUCAUGUUAUACGCCCCCACGACAUCAUCUGCGUCGUGAACGUGCAGCAUGAUUGCUCUCGCGCCAAGUGUACGGAGACUGGCAAGCAAACUGUUCGUCAAGAGCGCGAGGAUACCACUCAAACUCGCGCUGUUGUUACUCAUGACUGCAGCCCGCUAUAUGUCCUCAACACAAUCGCCCUUCACAACAAUCAUCGCAUACGCGACAUGCUCCCACAACAACUCCGAACGAUCCCCCCUUUCUUCACGGAUCGGGAUGCCCUCCAUAAAAGCGCUGCCUCCUCCCUACGUGACACGAAGCUUCAGAAG
Messenger RNA from Dichomitus squalens LYAD-421 SS1, 2259 nucleotides. RefSeq lists its product as uncharacterized. NCBI's taxonomy places the organism in Eukaryota, Fungi, Basidiomycota, Agaricomycetes, Polyporales, Polyporaceae. The annotation marks the transcript as partial. The transcript has 7 exons. The record is from RefSeq and is a predicted model, not a curated record.